CACCAUUAAUACUGAUCAUUAUUUAUUAUUAUUAUUAUUUAUUUGCGAUCGCGGUUGCUGUUUCCAACAGGCACAUAGAACGAAGAUUUAAAGCCCGCCCAAGGAGUGAACAUUACUGGAUAUUAAUUAAAGAGCCACAAAAUGAGGAACUUUAUUUUGGAUCGAUGCAUAUGUCAAAAUCGUCAUAUCAAACAUUGUGUACUUUGAUUGAACCUCACUUGCCGAAACAGAAGGUUCACUUGACUAUUCCUGUUGCACCAGAAAAGCAAAUCGUCAUUUGUUUAUACAAAUUAGCUUCAUGUGCCGAAUAUCGGGUGGUAGGAGAUGUUUCUGGAGUUCAUAAAUCUACUGUGCACAAAUACUUCCACAUAGUAUUGGAGUCUAUUUUAAAACUUACCAAGGACUUUAUAAAAUUUCCCGACUUGGGGGAAUCUCUUCAAAUCGCUAAGAUAGGUAGAAUAGAUGGUUCACAUAUUCCCGUUUUGCCACCUUCUAAAGGAUAUUUGGACUACAAUAAUCGCAAAGGAUGGCCAUCGGUGGUAAUGCAGGCUAUUGUGGACGACAAAUAUAUAGGGGAAGACUUCAAGCAUGCAUUGAUCUCAUCUGCCGGUGUUGAUCGUGGAAUCACGGGCAAUGUUUGUCGAAAGUCACCUGGCAAUAAUACAAAGCUGUUGAUUUCCACGUAA
This is a messenger RNA of Rhagoletis zephyria (snowberry fruit fly), 686 nucleotides long. RefSeq lists its product as uncharacterized. Lineage: Eukaryota; Metazoa; Arthropoda; Insecta; Diptera; Tephritidae. The record is from RefSeq and is a predicted model, not a curated record.